AUGAGUGAAUAAGAUUACUAAGCCAAUUCACGUUAUUCAACACUCCAAUCUAAUAAUUACUAAAGUUAGUUGUUGACUACUCAUUUUGGAAAAUUAUUAGAUAAGAAUGAAGCAUUCUUUAACCAUCUCAAAGGAGACUGUAUUUGUGGUAGAUGCAUAUGUGGAUAAUGUAAAUGUCCAAAAAUGCUUCUGUCCAAUGAUUUUAAAAAGGGAUAAGAAUCAUUAUAUUAAAAAGAUUUUACAACACAUGGUAAAUAAAAGUAAAUACCUCUUAUUGAUCACAAUGUAACUUAUAAGAGUUAAUUACCAAUGGAUAUAAAUUCUAUAUAAAGAGUAUCUAUUUAUUAAUUCAAUUUUAGAGUACAUAUUAAGCUCAUCCUGAUGCUAAACCAGCAGAAUCUUUAAAACCUGAAUAAAAAGUGUUUUUAAUCCCAUUUAGUAGUUCAUCAGCUUACAGAGUAUAAAUAUUGAAAUAUAUAUUUAGCUUGAUUACACUGGAGGAGGAAUGUCAUCUCUCAAAAUUAAUCCACCUCAUCAUCCAACUGUAGUUGAUAUCCCUAUGACUACUCAUUCUACUUAUCAAGAUAAUUUUUAUAAAAAACCAAUUCCAAGAGAAGAAUUUCUAACAACUGCUAAUAAAAGUAGUUUUAAAAGCCCAAUAUCUCCAGAAUUACCUUUUAUUCAUUAAUCUACCAAUAGUGCUUUUUAUAAACCUUAUCAAACUGGAAAAUUGAAUAGAAUUGAUCCUGAAUAAGUAUAUUAAUAAUUUAAACUAUUUUAGAAAGUUAAAAUGAUCCCUGCUUUUGAAGGUUAAUUUAAUUCAACCACUUAAAAAGACUUUGAUGAUAAGAAUCCAAAAAAGUGUCCAUCUAGAGUUUUUUUGAACUCGUUAUACAAAUAAAAAUUAUAAUAAAUUGCUUGA
Paramecium pentaurelia is the source of this 922-nucleotide messenger RNA. The record is from the annotation of a GenBank genome assembly. NCBI's taxonomy places the organism in Eukaryota, Ciliophora, Oligohymenophorea, Peniculida, Parameciidae.